Fusarium subglutinans is the source of this 1767-nucleotide messenger RNA. Its product is annotated as 5-methylthioadenosine s-adenosylhomocysteine deaminase. Bases 1 to 1767 code for a protein of 588 amino acids. Gene Ontology annotation, molecular function: hydrolase activity, acting on carbon-nitrogen (but not peptide) bonds. The transcript has 4 exons. NCBI's taxonomy places the organism in Eukaryota, Fungi, Ascomycota, Sordariomycetes, Hypocreales, Nectriaceae. The record is from RefSeq and is a predicted model, not a curated record.
AUGUCUCAAUCACUUCUUUCACAGCUUUGGAAACAACUACAGCCAUCAAGACAUAAUAAGAGACACUCGACGCAGACUACACAGAGUACGAUAAUUCUUUUGCAGAAUGGCUUAGUCCUUCAACAUGACGAGCACGAUUCCAUCCAAGUCGUUGAAAACACCGAUAUUCUGAUAGUAGACGGUGUUAUCAAGAAAAUCGGAACAUCUGUCAAUCCUCCACCUCAUGCUGAAGUUGUCGACUGCACCAACAAGAUCAUCAGCCCUGGGUUCAUCAAUACACAUCAUCACCUUUGGCAAACGCAGCUCAAGGGUUACGGAACGGAUAAUUGCUGGUUGGAUUACUUUUCAGACGCUGAGUCCGCUAUAUCUGCAUUUUCCGACUCUGGUAUCCGAGGAGUAUUCGCAUACGGAGAAACGUUUCUGAAUCUCCAGAAAUGGGACAGCGAAUCAUGUGUCCCAAAUGCCAUGUCCAUAUCUGAGCCAUUCAUCAAGCAUGUCGAGAAUUUAGCCCAGAGAGGCCCUUUUGGGAACGGUUGUGUCUAUGUUGGUGUUUCAUUUGAUGGGUAUCAUAUGCCGCAGCAGGAAGUCGAAAAGCUAUUCCGUCGAGCGCUCAAAGCUGGCAGAGACCCUGACAAAGUAGGACCCUCUGUACCAAAGGCUCUUGAGAAGUUCUCUCUGUUCCCCGGCCCAGAAGACGACUACACUAUUGUCAUCUCGCAUGGCAACUACAUGGAUGACGAGGACUUCAACAUUCUCAAGAAACACCGCGUCCCACUAGCUUGCACACCAGCUACAGAAGCUCAAGGUUCAAUGGGCUGGCAUCUCCUAUUCGAACCAGGACUCAUCACAGCCUUGGGCGCAGAUUGUCACUGCCUCACAUCCUCUUCUCUUAUGCAAGCAGCUCGAACUGCGCUUCUUUUCUCUCGCCUACAAAAGACCCUUGAAUAUAAAGAAAAAGGCGAAAAGAUUGAUAAAUUUGAUCAAACAAGUCAUGAUGUUUUCAACAAAGCAACUAUUGAAGCCGCGAGGGCUGUUGGUAUGGAAAAUGAGAUUGGGUCUAUUGCUGUUGGCAAAAGGGCCGAUAUUCUGAUAUUCUCCAAAGAUCAAUCGUUGGCAUUUGGUGCGUCGGCCAGGGAGGAGCCAGUCUCUGCGAUCGUGACGUACAGUGAGGCUCGCGAUAUUGAGGCUGUUUUGGUAAACGGUCGCUUCAAGAAGUGGGAUGGAAAGAUGCUUCUUGUUGCGAAGGAUGGAAAGGACAUUGGACUUGGUCAGGUCUUGAAAGAGCUUGAUCAGAGUCAGAGGGAUAUCAGGCAGAAGCGAGAGUCAUGCAACACCAGCAUUCCCAAGGGACACUUUAGAAUGCUUACUUCUGACCCAUUGGAAGAAGGUGAUUACAAUUCGAAUGUGAGGACAAAAGCGCAAUGUGGUGAGAUAUGGGACAAUAGCUUCAAUAAAGCGAAUGUGAUGCUAGCUAGCCUGCUGUUGAGUAUCUGUCAUGUUAAAGGAGUGUUGAUACUGUCAUAUCUCCACCACUCAGGCAUAUGUGCAAAUGAGCGUCAAGACCAAGUUGUGUGGAACGACCUAAAGACACCACUGCUCACAAGUCUGCCCAUCACCAAUACAUCGAGACUUGCAGUUAUUGCCACACCAACGGCAGCUAGCAUGCUCAGAAGCAUAGCAACUUCCAUCGCCAAUGGUGCAACGGCCACCAAGAUGAACACACUCUCUGCACCGGAUGCCAGCCUCGGUACGGGGCUAUCAAUUUGA